AUGAAAUAAAAAAUAAAGAUUGGCUUAAUAAAAUCAAAUUCCAUCAUAUAGUUUUAUUGUCUGAAAUUCUAACUAAAUUAUAACUUAUUGGUUUAGUUUAGUGAGAUAAAAAAAUUAUCUAAUAAGAUAAUAUCAAAUUAUUAGAUGAACGAACAUCUUUUGGAGAUGAAUUCAAAUAUACAAACAGAAAUAGUUUUGUCAUAAGUAAAGAAUAUUUAAUAAAUGAACUUAGAAAAAUCAUUAAUGAAAUUAAGAUAAAACGAUUUAUUUGAUUGUGAAAGUUCAAUGAAGAUAUUAGAUAAUUAAUAAUUAUUUCAUAAAAGUUAAAAUUAAUAUUCAAAUAAAAUCUUAAUAAUAAUCUCUCCGAAAAUUAAGAAACAAUACUAUAGUUUUUUAAUAAGUUUAAAGGUACAUAUUCAUAAAGCCUAAAUUAAGUAAUAAUCAAUUUAUAACAAUUAACAUUAUAACUUUUUAACCCAUUUAUAAUAAGGAAUAAAUUAUUUUUGCGAAGAAUUUUUGUCAAAACUUCCAAAAUAACCUAAAAUAUCAUAAAUACCUGUCAUGAUAUAAAUACUUAGCUUUAAUACACUUAGUAUAGAUGAUUAGGAAAUAAAGCAGUAGGAUGAAAAACCUGAUAAUAUUAUAAAAUAUUAUUAUANUUGUAUUGAAGAAGUUGAAACUUCUUUUUUUAAAGAGUUUUUAAAUAGUUUACAUUCUGUAUCAUAAUUUUGGAUAUAAAUGUGUCACUAUACAACUCUUUCUCAUCAAGAAUUGAUAGAGAGAAGUCUUGAAUUUGAAAAACUACUUGAACCUUAAUUAAACUAAAAUAGUUAAAUUUUUACAAGCAUUAAUAAUAAUCUAGAUAAAUUUCUGAUAUAAGUUUCUUCGAUAAAGAGAACCUUCUUAAAGAUUUUAGAGCAGAAAGAAUUUAAAAUUGUUAUUAAAGAAUCUAUAUCUUAAUUUAGCUUAGCUUCUUUAAUAAUUAGGCUUUACAAUCCAUAAUUGAUAUUAAAAUUGAUUCAGGAAAUUCAUAAACAUUAUUAAAAUAUGUUUAAGGAAAAAUUAUAAAUAGAACAAGUGUCUGAUGUUCAAAAGAUUCUUAUUAUGGUAUAUUCUAACUUAAAUAUUUAUAAAGGAUUAAAAAUGCUUCUUAAAAUACAUCAUAGGAAAUUAUUUUAGAUGUCCUCAAAAUUUUAAGGAAUGUUUGCAAAUUUAAGCACUAUCGAAAAUGAAAGAUAAAUAUAUAAUUAAACUGAUAUAAAUGAAUACAUAAAAAUAAUAAUUAUUGAUAAAAAAGAGAAGUUACAAGCUUUAUUUAAUAAGUACAAAAAUAUAGAAUUUACAAAAGAUGAAUUAGCCGAUUUUAAUAGCAUAUCUAAUCUUAUUAGUAAGGAAAUAAAUGAAAUAAAAAACAAGGAUUGGCAAGAUAAAAUCAAAUUCCAUCAUAUAGUUUUAUUCUCUGAAAUUCUAACUAAAUUAUAACUUAUUGGUUUAGUUUAGUAAGAUAAAAACAUUAUCUAAUAAGAUAUUAUCAAAUUAUUAGAUGAACAUCUUUUGGAGAUGAAUUCAAAUAUACAAACAGAUAUGGUUUCGUCAUAAGUAAAGAAUAUUUAAUAAAUGAACUUAGAAAAAUCAUUAAUAAAAUUAAGAUAAAACGAUUUAUUUGAUUGUGAAAGUUCAAUGAAGAUAUUAGAUAAUUUAAUAAUUAUUUCAUAAAAGUUAAAAUUAAUAUUCAAAUAAAAUCUUAAUAAUACUCGCUCCGAAAAUUAAGAAACAAUACUAUAGUUUUUUAAUAAGUUUAAAGGUACAUAUUCAUAAAGCCUAAAUUAAGUAAUAAUUGAUUUAUAACAAUAAACAUUAUAACUUUUUUAAUCAAUUUAUAAUAAGGAAUAAAUUAUUUUUGAUGAAGAAUUUUUGUCAAAACUUCCAAAAUAACCUAAAAUAUCUUAAAUCCCUGUCAUGAUAUAAAUACUUAGCUUUAAUACACUUAGUAUAGAUGAUUAGGAAAUAAAGCAGUAGGAUGAAAAACCUGAUAUAUUAUAAAAUAUUAUUAUAGAAUUAAAAAAGGGCAAUAGAUUUAAUUAAGAAAAAGGAAUAAUUGAUAUAUUUGAAAAUUCAUCUUAUAAAGUGAGGGAAUUACUUGUAUUUAAUUUAUUUAAAAUACAAUCAAUUAUCUAAGAAUAAACCAUUUAAGAGUUUUGUGAAAAAUAAUUACAAUAAAUCUGGAUUAUUGAAAAGCAUCCAAAUGUUCGAAAUCUACUUACAAAUGAUGAAAUGAUUAUGAUGCAGAAAAAGUUAUUUUCUAAUAUUUACAAAAUUUAUCAAUUAGAUUAAAAGUAGAAAUGCAAUCAAGAUUAAAAUAAAUAGAGGAACUUGAAACUUAGGUGCUUCUUAGUGAUAAUUAAGAAGAAAUGAAAAUAUAAUUAUAACAUGCUUAUGAUAAUUUUGAAAUAUAUUUGGAUAAUAUAACAGAUAUGUCAUAAAGAUUAGAUAUUAGUUUAAUUUUUUUAAGAGAAAUCUGCAAAGAUUUGAAAAAUAUCAAAUCCUCCAUAAAUUAAGUGCUAAUUAGUAUAAAAAGGGUUGAAGAUGACAUAAGAAGAUUAAGAGGGAAGAAUUUCUUGGAAUUAUUAAACAUGCGAAAAUAAAAAGUUUUGAAAUAAAAGCAUGAAAAUGAGUUAGAUUAAGGUUACAACUCAAGAUUAUGA
Messenger RNA from Paramecium primaurelia, 2705 nucleotides. NCBI's taxonomy places the organism in Eukaryota, Ciliophora, Oligohymenophorea, Peniculida, Parameciidae. The record is from the annotation of a GenBank genome assembly.